Paracoccidioides lutzii Pb01 is the source of this 3774-nucleotide messenger RNA. RefSeq lists its product as hypothetical. Bases 1 to 3774 code for a protein of 1257 amino acids. The transcript has 2 exons. The record is from RefSeq and is a predicted model, not a curated record. Gene Ontology annotation, molecular function: RNA binding.
AUGACUCCCUCGUCGAGGCCUGAUGGCCACCUCAACCUCAACUAUCUUCCAUCUUCACAGCCCAUGUCUGGCACCUCGACUGGAAGCUCGUCACCCAACGAGCAGCCAGGAUCGAGUUCCAUGAAAUCUUCCUUUGGAGGCUCAAAUGGGUUGAAUAACACCGGAGGAUCGCUUGGAAGUGCAAGAAUGGGGGCAGGAUCCCCUUCUCAUGAACUUGGGGCUCGCUUGUACUCUAAGAGAGCUCGAGAAAUCCAGGCCCAAGAAGGUCUUGCUCCAAAUAUCUGGGGUCCCCCAACAAGCGGCAACUCAACCCCUCUUCGUGAAAAUAUACCGGAAUCCCCGAGUCAAGACGAGUUCCCAGACCUAAACCCCGCACCGGAGAGCAAUCUCACUAGUCCCGCUCGUCGAACAAGAGCAGGGACAGUCCCCUCUCGCUUUUCUCCAGUUGGUUCACUCAACGGUGUUAGCGCCCAAUCGUCGUUUACCUCUAAAACCUCGAGACCCACGCCAUCAACUAGCCCAUUCCGUCCUCCCGCUGUAUCGGCCCUCGACACCGCUAAUAGAAGUUCGGCUCCUGGGAGCGGAAAUAGCACAGUUUUGCUUUCACGCCUCCGUGCCGGAUCCAUGCCUCAACGCUCAAGUGUUCUUGGCGGUUCUACUCCUUUUGGUCCUUCGUUAUUUUCCACCAACUGGUCAUCAGGGAGGGAGAGAGCAACCACUCUGACAAGCAUUCGAUCAUCUGAAGGACCAGUCUCACCGGCCCAAUCUUCGUUCUCGAGAGAUGGUCUUGCUGAUGCAGACGUUAGAACCUUAGAUUACCUUGGCCUUGCUGAAACUCCACAGCAGGUCCGGGCACAACUGGCACGCCCAUCCGUUGAUCAGCUCAUCCAACAGCAGCAGCAACAGCAGCAGCAGCAGCAGCAACAACAACAACAACAACAGCAGCAGCAGCAACAACAACAACAACAACAACAGCAGCAGCAGCAGCAGCAGCAGCAACAACAACAACAACAACAACAACAACAACAGCAACAACAACAACAACAACAACAACGGACAUCGUCCCUACCUCCUCUGCUUGCAGACCUGGUAUUGCUGAAUAAAAACUCUACCCGUUUCCGCUCUUAUUCUGUGAAUGCCAAGGAGAAAUACGCUGAAGAUGAUGAAGAAGCUUACGGACACCAUUAUUCAAAUGUUCCAUCCGGAACCCUGACUCCUUCGGCCGCAGCAACUGCUGCCCAACUAGCGGCAACCCAGGCACAAAUUCAUCAACACAAUCUUGCUGUACAGGCAUUUGCCAACCAUGCGUCGGCGAAUCGUCCCCGUGCUCGCACUGCCGGUGUCUUGGACACACCUCCUCAAAGGUCGUCGAUCCGCAACUAUCUUGCGACCCCUUCCAGACUUGAUAACAGCAUCAGCAUUUCAGACUUACGUAUUUCCGAGACAGGAGAGUAUGAUGAUAUUCCGGAAGCUGUUCAAAUGAUGCAACUGGGUGGUAUGCAAAGCGUGCGACAGGGUCUUGAGAUUGGUGGUGAAAACAAUCUUGAUGGUCCCACCAGAGCGUUGUGGAUUGGCAGCAUCCCCGUCUCAACCACAGUCACUUCCCUCGAUGCCAUUUUCAAUGUGCAUGGCAAAAUUGAGUCGACCAGGGUUUUGACCCACAAAAGCUGCGGAUUUGUGAACUUUGAACGUGUCGAAAGUGCUAUUCAAGCUAAGUCCCUUCUUAAUGGAAAGGAAAUAUUCCCGGGUGCGGGGCCAGUUCGAAUCGGAUUUGCGAAAGUCCCGGGGACCUCAGGCGCGGCAACUCCUGGUCAAAAUGGUGACCACCCUUCGCCCUCUCUGGACUCAACCAGCAGCCAUGGAGGAAAUAAUUCAUCUGAGGGCCAAGAGGGAGCAUCAUCAGCGGACAAUGCAAAUAAUGCCACGUCCAAUGUGCCUGUCAUCCCACAACUGUCUGAAUUGCAACCAGAAAUGAGCCGAAUUGUUGCCGAAUUUGACGCAUCCGAAGAAGAAUGUCGAAGUAUCACGUCCAGUAUUAAACGUGCAGUUGGUUUUGAUUCAUUUGUGGACGAAGUACCUCCCGUUCCCGAACCAAGCCAAACUCGGGUACAUGAUGCUCCUAGACUUCGAGAUGUUCGAAAACGGAUUGAUAACGGCACUCUUCCGGUGAAUGAAAUUGAGGAGAUUGCAAUUGGCAUGCUCCCUGAGAUCGCAGAAUUGUCUUCAGAUUAUCUAGGCAACACCGUUGUUCAGAAGUUGUUUGAGUAUUGUUCGGAGCCCAUUAAAGAGAAAAUGUUGGUCGAAAUUGCCCCUCAUCUUGCUGAGAUUGGUGUGCACAAGAAUGGUACCUGGGCCGCACAAAAGAUUAUCGACGUGGCCAAAACUACGACACAGAAGCAAACGAUUGUUGAUAGCCUCCAUCCGUACACGGUGCCACUGUUUUUGGAUCAAUAUGGCAAUUAUGUGCUGCAAUGCUGUUUGCGUUUUGGUACUCCCUUCACUGAUUUUAUAUUCGAAUCCAUGCUCAGUAGGAUGUGGGAGAUCGCCCAAGGCCGAUUUGGGGCGCGGGCUAUGCGUGCGUGCUUAGAAAGUCACCAUGCAACAAAGGAUCAACAGCGUAUGGUGGCUGCCGCUAUCGCCCUUCACAGCGUUCAGCUGGCAACCAACGCAAACGGUGCUUUGCUUCUUACAUGGUUCCUCGAUACAUGCACGUUUCCUCGUCGACGUACUGUUCUUGCCCCUCUCCUUGUUCCCCAUCUUGUCCACCUUUGCACCCACAAAGUUGCAUAUUUAACUGUCCUCAAAGUUAUCAACCAGAGGAACGAACCAGAGGCCCGAGAAAUUGUACUGAAAGCCCUUUUCUACAGCCCCGGAGAUGAAAUUUUGGAGAAGAUUCUCAGUGACCAGACAUCGGGGGCGACAUUAAUUUUUAAAGUUCUUACAACACCUUUCCUUGAUGAGAGCAUGCGAGGCGAAGUUGUCAAAACCGUUUCUAAAGUUCUCACGAAGUUGAAAACCACAACAAGUCAAGGUUAUAAACGGUUAAUGGAUGAGGUUGGGCUAUCGUCCCGGAGCUCAGGAGGCUCUCGGGAUACUACUCACCACACUAGGGAUAGCCAAAAUGCGCAUAGUGGUAAUGACAAGAAUCAGAACCGCCCGACAUCUAGACAAGCCAGCAAAAACAAUUAUAAUGGCCCACCCCUACCAGAGAGACAGUACAGUGGACAGUUUGCACCAGGGCUCCAACCUCAUCAGUCCUUCGAUUCUCCAACAACAAUGGCACGAUCGAUUUCAUCAGAGCAUAACCUUCCUCCCUAUGAUAUUUAUGCAAUGGGUGGUAUCAACGGUGUCAAUGGGUUAAUGAACCUGCAAGCCUUGAACAACAACCCAACAUUCCCACAAGAAACUACGAUACCAAUGACCCAACAACAACUCCAAUAUCAAGCAUUUCUGGCAGCCCAGUCCCGUGGCAUAUCCCCAGCUGGAUUUUAUGCUCCUCAAAUGGCUGGAGCAGGCUUCAACGGCUUUGCAGCAGCUCCCGCCGCCACGAUAGACACCUUCCGUGCCAUGCAACCACAUAACUCACCUCUCCGGGGUCCUCCCGCACAAUUAAAUGCGAGUCCAAUGCUGCAUCAGCCUGCCUUCGUGCCACCUCAGUUCAAUCCGGCUGUGAAUAAUGGACAGAUGUAUCCUUCCUACCCACAGCCAUUCUACCAGCAACCUAAUGCCGCUCAGGUGCCACUACCUGGCGGACGCCGUGGACGUGUAACUUGA